AUGAUCGCAAACAAGAUGCAGGACUUCAAAGACAGCAAGCCCGGCGACGCCCGGGGCAACCUCCAGAACACGAAAGAUACCGAGGACAGGAGCAAGCAGCUACGCGACGACAUCCACAGACCCGCCGAGGAUUUGCCGGGCGGCGAAGGCGAGUGGCAGGUCAAGGUUGGUGGCAAGAAACGCAAGGUGCGGCUCCUCACUUUCAGGGGCGGGCACGGUCAACCUCCAGCGCGAAACCUUUCUUUCCGUCUUGCCGCCCUGCAGCAGCAGGUCAAGGAGCUCACCGUGGGCAGCAAGAAGCUCAAGGGCGCUGCUGCGGAGGCCACAGGCGGUGGCAGUCAGCCGCCGUGGGCAGCGGAGCCGAAGAACGACCAGGGCAAGAGCGAGCUGGACCUCAGCAUUGAGGAGAAGAAGAGACUCGAGGCGGUACGCAAGGGCGACACGUGCAACUGGCUGCCAGGCGCCCUGGCCGACUACGACAAGUGGGCCGCUACGGCGACCGAGGCUCGGGGCAGGGCGACGCCGCCGGCAGCGCAGCUGCGCGAUGCCGACGACGAGGCGACCAGGGCUACCAAGCAGCGGGAGGCGGCUGAGGCCGCAUGGCAGAGGCUGCGCGACGCCCUGGCGCAGGCGACGCAGCUCGAGUAUUUGGUACUCAACCGGGCGAAGUUUGGCAUGGCCCUGUUGCCGCUGCGGGCGGAGGUCGCGCAGUACCUGCGCAGCACCAACCGCGUCCCUGCCUGGGCUGGCGCGGAUGGGUGCGACGUGCAGAGCGGCUCCGACGGCGGCGGCUUCGGGGGCUUCUGGACGGUGCACCGCCAGCAGCUGGAUGGCGUCGCGCCCAGCAUGAAGGCCAAGGGCUACCAGUUGGGAGAGGCCCGCGCGGCGCCCGCAACGGGGCAGCUCGGAGAGGCUGGCACCUCGGCGGGCGUCGCGGUUGCGGCGCCGGAGGUGGCAGCGGGGCGCGGGGGCAUUGCGGUCGUCUCGGCGCACUUCUGGACGGCCGAGGGCAUGUCCUAUCGCGCCGCGCGCUUCGUGGAGCGCGUGAUGUGGUUCUUGGAGGGGCUCGCGACGCCGUGGGUCGCGCGCGGCGGCUUCCAGACUGCCCCCUCGGUGUUCGCGGAUCUUGGCGCCGUCGAGCUGGCCGAGGCCGCGCUGGCGGUGCCUUCGGCCAUGCGCGGCGCGUGCCGCGUCGCCUGUGCGAACGCCGCCAUCGAUGACAUCAUCGCGUCGGCGUCGCCUACCGGCCAGGUCGCGCAGCUUCGCGCGGUCGGCCGCCUUCGAGUCGCCUCCGGCGGCCGCAGCGCCCUGGAGCCAGCAAUGCUCGCGCUGGAGGUGGAGGCCGCUGGCGCGCGCGGCGCGGUCUGGGACGAGCGUCUUUGGCGGGGGGGCGGUGCCAACCUGCCGCGGCGGAAGCUGGCGGCGGUCGCCCGGGGGCUGUUCUCCGCCGCGGUGAGCGCGGGGCCCCUGGUGAAGCGACGCCUGGAGGUCUUCGCUCUGGGAGGGAAGUUCGGCGAGCAGACGGCCAGCUUGCAGAUCCUGCGGGGCGGUCGCUGCAGCGCGGUGGCGCGCGGCGGCUGGCGGGCCGAAAGUUUGCAGCCCGGGCUUCGGGCGCUGGUUGCCGAGGUGCCAGACCCGCCCAGGCACUGCGAUCAGGAGUUGGUCAAGAUGCGACUCAAGCAGUGGGCGGACAAGCUCGAGGAGGCGGGGCCUGCGGUCGUGGCCACCAUCGCGGCUAAAUUGGGCCUGGUCAAGGCCUUCGAGCGGGUGGUCCUCCACGUGCUGUGGGAGCGCGGCAAGCAGAUGAAGUUCCGCGCGGAGGUCUUGGCGGCGGCGCCCUUGAACUUCGCGAUGGCCAGAUCUCGCCAGGCCCGCGGGGAGCGAAGGGCCUCGCGCUCCAGCCAGGCAGCGGCAACGGAGGACCCAGCGCACGACGUCAGGAAGGCUCCGACCUUGCGCUGGGCACGGGCUGCGUGGGAGAUCGCAGUGGCAGGUGGCUUUGGCGCAGUCUCUCCUGUGCCCAGGCUCGAGACCCAGGGCAUCGGCUUCGCCGCGGCUCGAGGUAGUCAGGGCCUGAGCGCCGCCGCGGCUCGAGGCGGUCAGGGCCGGCAUGUCCCCGCGGCCCGGGCUGGUCAGGAGCUCCGCGAGACGGCGGGCAUGUGGUCCACGUCGUGGGCCCAGGACCUGCGAGGCGAGAACUACCUGGACAUCGGCGACUGGCUGGAGCAGUGCGCGCCGUCCGUUGCGGGCCAGGCAGGCGGCGGAGAAGCUGUGCAGGAGCUCCUGGGCACGGGCGCGCUGGAGACGCAGUGCCUUCUUCCGCUGCGUCGACUGGCUUGGCGAACCCUGAACGCAGGCUGGCGCUGGGUCACCAUUGGGCCGAGCUGCGGAGAAUGCGGAGGCAGUUGCGACGCCCCCUGGGGCCGUUGGCACCACCGGCUGAUGAAGGUCACGGCGCUCUCCAGGGCUCGUGGUCGGCGGCGGGGUAUCAACGACCUCGACGAGCUCAGGCAGCCGUUCACGCGGCUGGGCCGCGGGCAGUGGCGGGAGACGCACUGCGCCAUGCUGCAGGUGGAGCGACGAGAAGCCGGCGCAGACCGCUCCGCCCUAUCGCUCCAGCUGAGCAGGCUCGUGCUCCAGGCGCACCCAUUCAUGCACGAGGUUGGGGACCGGCUGGUGGCGUUCUUCAACCCGCCAGUCAGCGCUGCGGCCGCACCCCAACCUCAGCCACCCUGUGCAGGUGGCGCUGCAGCGACCUUCUACGAGGCGGCGCUGCUGGACUGCCUAGUGGACCUGCCCUCGGAGGCGCACGCGCGGGAGUGGCCCACCACCAGCCCGAUGGGCCUCCACGUGCCGACCCCGCCUCCCACUUCGCGGGGCGCCGGCGGCGACAAGUGGCGGGCGGUGCUGCACCUCGACGCGUGCGAACUCUCCUGUUGCGCCACGCAGGGCAUGGGACCGCCGGCGCGCCAGCACGAGCGGCAGCUCGGGGCGCUAUCGGCCGUCCAGCGCGCGGCCGCCGCCGUGGAGCUGGCUGCCCUGAAGGCCAGCCACGGCAGCCGAGCGCCGCAGGCCUGCCCUGCCUCAGCCGAGGGCUGGGGCUUCGAGGUCGGGUUCUUCCUCGGCCUCGUCGUGGGCGUGCUGCUGGCGCUGCUCGUGGGCGCCGGGCUCACGGCGCUGCGGCGGCUCGUGGAGCGGGCUGUGGGGGCCCUGACCGCUGGCCAAGACGACGGGCGCUGCAGCGCGGACGAGGCUCGGGCCGCUGGUCGCCGCCCGAAGAAGCCCGCCAAUCCGAAGGAGAAGGCGCGGGUGAAGGGCAAGACCGCCGCGGCUCCUUGGUCUCGCGAUGGGCGCUGUUUCCUCUUCCUGACGGUGGUCGCCUCUUUCGUGCUGCCCGACGGGGAGAACCGGGAUCGGCGAACUGUCGAGGCCAUCUCAUCCAUCAACGCGCUCAGUGCUGCUCAGGCCAGCCGGCCGCUGCGGGCGCAGCCGCCCAGCAAGUUCGAGCCGACUGCCGCCCAGGAGUCGGCCAUCAAGCGGAUCCGACGUCGUGUCCGAGAUUUUGGAGCUAAGCCCUCGGACCUGGAUCCCGCUGGAGCCCUUCAGGAGCUCUUCCGCUGCAAAGAUCUGCGCAGCGGUGCGGGCGAGUGCUCGACACGGCAGGACUACGACCCUGACAAGCUCAAUGUCUUCAGGACCAACGACGUCCAAGUCCAUCUGCGGGGCGUCGCCCCGGCCCACGUGGCCGAGGUCCUGGGCAGUUUUGACUCCGAGGUGGUGCGGCCGUCCGCGGACAUCGCCCCGGACGAGGAGAUCGUCGAGCCCUACUGGGAUCCGCUCCUCAACCCUCGCACGAAGGCCAACCGGCCGCGUCUGGUCGACUUCUUGGCCAGGAUGGCGCGGCGGGGGCUGGUGGGCGGCCGCCGCCGCAGGAAGGCCUGCGUCAGCACGUUCUUCGUGGCCAAGAAGAACGGGGACAUCCGCCUGGUCGUGGACGCGCGCCAGGCUAACCAGUUGCAUCGGCUGCCGCCUCGCACGACCCUGGCGUCCGGAGAGGCGCUCGGGUCUAUCAACCUCCUCGACGCGGUCGACGCGUCGCCCGAGGACCUGGCCGACUUCGACGGGUGCUUCGACUCGCUGUGCGGUGGCUCGGUCGACUUGCAGGACGGCUUCUACCAGUUCAGCGACCCCUCCUGGGGCUGCUGGAUGUGCUUCGACGUGGAGGUCACGGCCGGCGAGCUCGGGAUCUCGACGAUCUACGACGACGCUCUGGGCCGGCGCGUGCCGGUCGCGGAGGACGAGGUCAUCUGGCCUUGCUUCGCUGCCCUACCGAUGGGCUGGAGCUGGGCGCUCUGGAUGUGCCACGAGGGGCUGGUCGACGCCAUGGACGCCGUCGGCCUGCCGGGGGACACGCGGGUGCUCGACAAGGCCCGCACGCCCUCGAUGCACGGCGGCGGCGUGGCGAGGGCCCCCUACGUCGACAACGGGAACAUGGUCUCGCUCUCCGCCGACGCCAUCAACGCCCGCCUGGCCGCCCUCACGGCCGAGCUGGACCGGCGGGGGCUCCGCUGGCACGAGCUCGAGUGGGCGCAGCCGGGGCUCGCAGUCCUGGGGCUGCAGCUUGACGGCCGGCGGGGGCGGCUGCGGCACACCGCGAAGCGCGCCUGGCGGCUGCACGGGGCACUUCAUCGUGUCCUGCAGGUGCCUUGGCUGGCUCGCUGGCAGCUGCGCAGGAUCGUCGGGCACCUGGUCCACUACUUCUCGGUGCUGCGGCCGGGCCUCAGCGUCCUGGGUGAGUGCUACGACUUCAUCGGCUCUGGGCCUCUGGACCCCGUCGUCCGCCUCCCAGCGGGGGUGCUGGCUGAGCUGCGCGUGGCGGCUGGGCUCAUCUUCCUGGGCGAGGUGGACCUGUGCCGGGUGCCGGCCGACGUGGCGUUCGUCACCGACAGCUCGUUCAAGGGCUACGCCGCGUGCCAGGCGAGGGUCCGGCCCGACGAGGUUCUCGAGGCCACUCGGUGGAAGGAGCGGCAGCGCUUCGUGGCUGCCGAGGUGCCCUGCGACCCGGACGCCGAGGUCUUCCUGGGCCGCGCCACCGGGCUGGCUGACGUCGGUGGUGACUUCGACAUCAACUCCAGGCCCGGACUGCGACACGCCGUCGCACGGCGCCGCCGUGUGGAGCUGGACAUCGGCGUCCCGCCCGCCGCGCUGCCGGACGAGCUGCUCGACCCGCUGCGGUGGCAGGAGCUCCGCCGAGGUGCUUGGCGGCACCCGGGUCGCAUCCAUGCGCUCGAGGCAAGGGCCGCGGUCGCGCCGAUGCUCCGGGCUGCCGCGGACGUGGCGUUUCACGGCAAGGAGGUGCUGGGGCUCUGCGACAACCUUUCGAGCGUGUGCGCCUUCGAGAAGGGCCGCGCCACCAACUGGGAGCUCCUGGCGCAGUGUCGGAAGGUGGCCGCGAUCUUCUUCGCCUGCGAGCUGCGGCCGCGGUGGAGGCACGCCCCCGGGAUCGUCAACGUGGCCGACCGGGCAGCUAUCCAUUCAGUAGACGGAGAGAUGUACAUCCCCAUUCCCAUGCUCGUCCACCAUCCGUCCCGCUUCACCAUCAUCGAGAGAGCGCUGCUGCUGUUCGACAUAACGACCAUCCGUCGCUGCUGCAGCCUAUCAGGGAGGGGCCGCCGCUGGAGGGACCUCGCGGCGCUGGCCCGCCGAGCGCUGGGCUGCUCCACCGUUGGCCUUCAGCUCGGGGCCGCGCGAACCUGGACCACCUACCGUUACCGCGACGAGAGGAUGCCAGCCGGGUUCAGGUGCUUCGCUCCGAUCGACGUGCGGCGUGGGCCUCAUUGUGACCUGGCUCGCCCAGGGCUCCGACGUCUGGUCGAGUCUUGGCUCAAGCGCGGGCUGGUCUGGUGGGUCCACCUCGGGCUCCCCUGCACCCGCCGGGUGCCCGUCGGGGGCGUGCGCGAGCCGGGGCCCGCGGAUCGCCUCCUUGUGGACUUCACUCGGCGUGUGCUGCGGCUCUGUCGGCAGCUGGGCGUGCACGUCACCUUCGAACCUGCGAGACAGCCGCGUCUGCGGCGGCUGCGCUGGCCCAAGGUCGUCUUCGACAGCUGCAGGUUCGGUGCGCCCUUCAAGAAGCCGAGCGCGCUGGCCGGGUCGUUCGUCGGCCUGGGGGACCUGGCGCUGCUCUGCACCUGCGUCGGGCGGCACCGGAUCGAGCUGCAGGGCAAGGUCCAGCACCCCACGCGGGGCUGGCUGUGGCGUACGACGCUGGCUGGCGCCUACCUCCCGGCCUGGUGCCGAGCGCUGGUGCAGGUCGCUGCGCGCGGUGCCGGGAGCGCUGCGCGGGGCCGGACCGACGGGACUGGCUGGGCGCGCUGGGAUCACGCAAUGGCGAGCGCGACAGGCGCGCCCCAGCCAGCCAGGUCCAGUGCCCCGCUCUGCCCGCGGCGCUUCCGGCUCCCCUGGCGUGAGUCGUGGCCGAGUGCCCUCGACCCGAGGCCGCGGGCCGCCCGCAGGGUCGCGGGGGCCCGGGCGUCGAGGCCGAGCGCGUGGCGCCCGCGGGCUGGCCCGUCGGACCCCGCCCCUGCGGGGCCGACUCCUGACCGGGCUGAGGGCCGCCGCCGGCCGCUGCGAGUGCCUCGGGCUGAGGCCGCGGCCGGGAAGAAGCGCCGCGCGGCCACGGCCGCCCGUGCCGACGCCGCUCUGGCUGGCCGCGACUGGGCGCCGGGCGAGUACCUCCGCCUCGCUCGCCUACGUCCUGCCACUCGUGACGCCUACUCCAGCGCCGUCGCCGAGCUCGAGGACUUCGCAGCUCGGACCGGGCUCAGCCUGGACAGCGUGGGCGUCGCGGAUGACACCGUGAACCUCUUCUGUGAGACGCUCUUCUUCGCUGGGGAGCCUCUGUACAUCGCCAAGAACGCCCUCUACGGGUUCUGCAAGGCACGCGGAUGGUCGGCUGGGCGUCCGAACUUCCAGAAGUCCAAGGACGCGCUGGACGGCUGGGCUGCGAAGCAGCCGCCUGUGGCGCAGCAGCCGCCGCCCUGGGGCGCCGUCCGCCUGGUCGUCCAACGCCUGGCGGAGGGCUCUCUGCUGCAGGCUCUGGUGGCCCUCGCCAUCCUCGUGCAGUUCGACAUGUACUUGAGGCCGAGCGAGGUGCUCGCACUCGAGGUCUCACACAUCGUGGGCGACAGGCGCAUCGUCGGCGGAGCUGGCCGACAGGACGUCGCUGCAGUCAUCGCCCCCCUCGGUGGCGACGGCUCGAAGCCCGCUAAGAAUCGGGGCUUCGACUGCGCCGUCGUCGCCGGCUCUGCGGCCGACCUGAGACACGGGGGCCCGUCUGAUGACGCCCUCUUCUCGCUUCGCGACCUCCGUGCAAUUUAA
Messenger RNA from Prorocentrum cordatum, 7377 nucleotides. Lineage: Eukaryota; Dinophyceae; Prorocentrales; Prorocentraceae. The record is from the annotation of a GenBank genome assembly.